AUGGUAUGUUUUUUGCCACUGGAUCAGGCCAUCCACUGUAAAAAGUCGAUUAAAAUCAAAUAUGUAAGGAAGCCAGGAAACACUUCUCUGUCGGCCAACAAAAGACUAGAUUAACGGUGAUUGGUCAUUUUACGUAACGACAAAAUAAAGACAAAUUUGCAGUACUGUCGUCCUGUAUUCAUUUGAAAAUCAAUUGGUUUGUUAUUAAGAAUUUUUAUGUAUGGAGUUGUUACUUAUUUCUCAUCUUUCUUUUGCUGUCAAUACCGAUCUUGUAGCCAUGAUUUACGUUGCUCUGCGAAAAAAGUCGUUCAAAGAUAAUUUACGAUAAGUCUUCCUCAGCAUUUUCCUACAACUCCCUCACGGUACUCAAGUUCCUCUUGGUGUUCCACGUGUCCACGGCGGCGUCAGGAGUGGAGGGAGAUGCGCGCGGAAGUCUGAUUACUUGAGAGCUUUUGAUGAGUGGCAUGCGUUGAAAUUAAUUUAGGGCCUGCUGGCUCAGUUACAUUUUGGAGUGUGUUUUUAACGCCUCUUCCCAAACUCAUAUAUCAUACAGUGAAGAUUCGGGAAUCCGUUCAGUUUCCCAACCCCUUGGGGGUUUAUGUUUCAACCCAAGUUUGUGGAUGAGCUCUGCGGUUACAUUUUGAGCGGAAUUUGCUUGGAUUGGGUUCGGGAAGUUAAACAAAAAAUUGCCAGACUGGACUUUUCUUUGGGAAGUGCGAAAGUUGUAUAUAAAUAAACACGCUAGACGGGGAAGUACAAAGAAUCAGUUGUAUAUUAUUAUUUUCAGAAAGUGCGUGGACAUUUGUCGCAGCGCGCACCGUGCACAAAAUAAGCCCAUUUUGCACGGUGCAUUCAGCUGUUUUGCGUUUCGAAACUGUACAGCGAAAGUGUCGCCGCGAAAUAUCGCCGCGACAUGUCGCCGCGACGCCAGCCUUUUCAGCGUCGCCGCGAUUUUGCUGAAGAACUUGCACAGUGCAAACGGCUUUUUCAUAAUUUGCACUGUGCAAAAACUGAAAAAUGCACUGUGCGUUGGCGACAAGCGUGGGAAAAGGUUCAACAUGCACUUUACGAACGACAACAAUUGUCCACGCACGUUACGAAACUACAAAUAUUAAUUCAUUCCUGAGGACUGUUUGGUUGUGAGCCCGGCUUCAUUUUUAAAUAUUUGAACCCACUUAAAAUAGAAUCAUGUUCUCUCAGCCUUCCUGAGCCCUCGACCUUUCCCAAUUUGCCGCAUAGAGCUCUCUGAAAUCCCGUUUUUCAAAUUCUCUCUUGGUUUCGGCAAUUACCGUCCUGGCGUGUUCCAAGUCAAAGUUUUUUCGGACCAUAUCUUUCACACUUUUCCUUCCGCCUGUCAGUUAGCGUGGACGACGCUGUAAAGGCGGCUCUUCUGUCGAAAAGGCCGAAAAUUGAAUCAAAAUCCGAGAAAAUCCGGCCCCAAAAAAGUUGUUUAAGGGGAGGCCAAGAAAGUAGGGAGAGGAAAUGUUUGUCCGUUUUGGGUUUUUGCUGCGGGUGCUCUUUAUAUACAUGUGGUUUUUCGUGUGUCUCGUCUUCAAGACCUUCGUUCGGACUUGUGGCUUUUUAUGUAAUAAAAUCAAAGCUGGCCCUUGUUUUUUGCCCGAGGACUUUACGUGGGUUUCAUGUAGAUUGGAUUCACGUCCCGGCUUUUCGGACGACCUCGGGAAUUGGAUAUCGGGAGCGUCUAGUCGCAGAGCGUUUAUGUUUUUUUGCCGGUUUAAGAGGGGUUUUACAUAUAAGGCAAAUUCGACUAUUGUAGAAUUUGAUAUUUCAGAAUUUUGAAGGUUUUAUGAAAAUAUGAGUUUGGUAACGUCAUAUACGACUGCGAGCUGUUACAGUAAUCUGAAGUCUAUUUUCAGGCCUUUUAAACACGCAAUCUUUAUUAAAAAAGUUUGCGACCGUUAAAACGUUAAUGCCGCAAUGGACUCUCAUUACAUUCUUUCCAGUUGAUCGUGCAUAUAUCUGUGCUACUUCAACCCUUCAAACACGCUAGGAAUAUUUAUAAUUUUCGUGUGACCAAACCUGCACGUAUACCCCGGCAGUUGGAACGUUUCGAAUCUCUCACAAAUAAAACAAAUAACCAAACGUGCGCAAACAUAAUUACUAACACUUCCUGUCUAUGAGUGUGUGCAUUUCCGAAGAUGCACAUUUAAUUUUAGUUGACCAUGUAGACAUGACUCAAGUUUGAUGUAUCGCGUUGAUGAAAAUUGAGCCGUUUGUUGUGUGGGGCCGGAAAACGUGCUCAUUUUGCGUGGGAUGUGGGUGGUAAUUUGACUUUUCGGAUUGAGUGAUGUUGCCGGAGGCGAAUCCGUUACAAAUCUAGAUUUUAUUUCGAUGAAAGUGAGUCAGCUUGGCCUCGAGGGGUUUUUUGUCCAGAAAUAUGAUCGUAUUUAUUAUUUUGACCUUUUACUUAUAUAAUAUAAAAAAAACUAAAUCCUUUCGCUUACAUUGUCCUAUUAUUUACACAUUUCUAAGCAAAUUACAUAAAUUUAAUUAUACGAUGUUUUUGUAAUUCCCAAACUCUAGACUUUUUCCCCAUUUUUUGAGAACUUCAUAGUGACCAUAAAGCCUUUCCGCUCUCGCUUCGACAUCAAUAAAACCUCAAAAGAUUUGUUUUUAUUUAUAAAAAAACGUUUCGGCGGGUUUAAUUUCCAGGAUUUAUGGGGAACUAAAGAAUUGGCCUCAAAGAGCUGAGACUUGGAAAGAUGCUAGAACUGAUCUUUUUGAAGCCAGCUCCACCUAUCACGACUAUUUUAGGAGGUUAUCUGACACGUUAACGUCGUACUUUUUACACUUGACUGUUUGACAAAAUUAGCCCUAAUUUGACCCUAAACGCCACGGCUGGCUAAAUAAUUUAUGGAAGCUCGUGAAUAAUUAAACCCGAACUUUCAUGUAAUUCUAGGCUGUAAUAAUACGGAAAAAGGAAAAGUCCGGUUCUAAUAACCGAUUAAAGCGAAAUUCUGUCCCUAAUCCUGUUUCUUUCUUGAUGAGAUGGAUUAUGGCGUUUGAGGGGAAUUCUCCAGUCGCUUUUUUAGGCCCGUUUCAAGUGGAUUGGGGGUAAAAUACGAAGGUUUUUUUGGCUUACUCUAAAUGAUUUCUUGAUAAAAUUCUUUAUCCUUAAAUUCAAACUAUUGAAAAAAUUACUCUGCUUUUUAGAAUAUUAUAAUAAUAGCGUUUUCAUCUCCAAAAGAUUUGUUUUUUAUUUCUUCAAAGCUUCCUCAUAUGUUUUUCGGAUGAUGUGAACGAUUACCCUCGUAUCUAUAAUAUAUCAUAAGCCGCUUUAGGGGACCAGAAAACAAACUUUAAUCAAGAAAAAAAUGCCUCGCAUUUUGUGUAUUAAUCUCGAAUUCUUCCACUUUUUGGGGAUCUUGCUUAUUUUAAAGAUCCCUUUAAUAAAUUCCGAGUUGGUCCCUCAUUCGGCCGUCGAUGACGUUGUGCGGCGCCGGGGUUCCACUCGUUUUAACUCAUUAUGAUAUUGCACUUGGCACCCGCCGCAACUGGAUGACUGGAAUUAGGACUCGCCGCGAAGCGAAGGGCCGAAUGGAUUAUGACUUUGUUUGCGUCGUUGAUAGGACUUUGAUAUACGAAGCCAAAGGACGCUAAAUGAGCGGAAGAGUAGUGUUGGAGGGCUGGAGGAGGACGUCCUUUUUUCCAGUUGUUUUCCGGUUGUUGCUCGUCUGGCGCCAAGGUGGUGGGUCGGGAAUGAACGUUUCCCUGCAUCCCGAUGGCAUCUCAUGUAUGCUCAGCCGCUGUUCGUACGGAUUAUUACUCCGGACGGGCGGAGUGAUAUAUUAGACUGGGGGUUUUUUGGGAGCAGUCUAUAUCUGGACAAACACGCAUAGCAGGAUUUUUAGGGGAACUUCCGGGACAAAACAUUUUCAACGACCUCCCUGGAUGAGAGACUAUGCCGAAGAACGGCCUUUGUUGGGAUCUGAACAAUAGUGCAUAGGGUAAAAUUUUCGACAAAUUUGCUCACGAAAACCCGAAUUAUGAGCAUCAAAAGAAAAACCUCUUUUUGGCACUGAUGUUCCUUUUUUCAAAGAAUUAACGAGACUUGGGAGAGGAAAUUCAGAUUUCCUGCCAGAACGAGACGAACUACAGUUCUCAAAUUCUAGCCUGCGUCAUGUUGACAUUUUCCGGGCCUUUGCAUGGGCGUGUAGUACAGUGAAUUUUGUGGAUUUGUGGUCCCAAGCCGGCUAGAAUUUUAGGUCCGGCGGGAUUAUUAGUCGCAUUUUUAAACAAAUUUCGCUUGUGUUGCCGAUUAAAACUUUUUGAUUAUGUAUUCUUUUGCAAUGUGUUUGCGUUCAAAAUUCCACAUGUUUUAAAAUUCUGCCAACUUUUUUUGUUUUGUCUGGAUCUUCUUUAUUCGCUGUGUCCCGAAUUUUUAUGCUAAUUGUGAUAAUGCCUUCUCAUAUGGCUUCGUUUUUGUUCGCCCAUUUUGUUUUCCCAUCAAGUUUAUUAUUCAAAAAUCAACAACACUUGUUGUUUGAAACGUUUUCGGCGCAAGAAGAGAGGGUGGAAUUGGUCCAAUCAACCUGAUACCCACAGCCAAUUAUUCGGGACUAUCAUGAAUUAGACUAUUUUUGCGAGACGAGCCUUGUCCGAAACGCUGGGAAAGAAGGGGGAGGAAGGAUGAGUCUGCUCUUAUUCUUUUCGAAAUUUUGAUUUUUUUGAAUUAUUUUCCCUAAAUGCUGAUGCACACGCUGGACUUUUUUGGCUCGUUUUUUCUCACGAGCGAAGUCUUUUAGGUGGGAACCGCUAAUCUGCCCUAUGUUUUGCAUACGGCUUCCGAAAUAGCCACCGUUCUCAGAGAGCCUUGGCCAGAACUUUUCUCUCUGUGGAAUAUCUAGCGGGAGCACGUAGAAUGUCGCCCAGACAAAACGCCAUCAUCGUUUAAUAACCUUCCCGCUGCUCUGAAAAAUCGAAUUUUCCUAUUUUUCCUUAUCCGGCUCUCUUCUUGUUUUCCACGCUAUUUUUCAAAACUGAUUUUUUAACAUUAAAUUUUUUUAAAAAAUUUACAUCGAAUUACAGAGAAUCUGGAAGAUUUUUGAUCAUAAAUGUCUCACUAUAACAAGAUUUCGUCACAGUCCCCUUCUUUUGCAAAUUUAACCAAAAUUUUCUUUUUCCCCCAAAGCCCUUUAGCGAGUGUGCAUUUGGUGCUACUAUUACGUCUAUUUACUGUUUAAUUAUCCCCCUUCCUACUCAAAUUUCCCUUGAAAUCCUCCAAAUUUCUCCUUGACCUUUGACCUCUUAAACUCUGCAUAAUUUUGACUAUAUGACCUUCUAUAACCCCACAGGCUCCGCCCGUUUUUAUUCUUUCCAUCGUUUUGUGUUCUCCCAUGCCCUGAGGGCAUAAAGUGGCCAUAACGACGUUCGGGCUUCAUUUUUCGCCGGCUGGAAAUGACAUCUUGUUCGUUGAAGACGACUUUUCGUUGAAGCGUCGUUGAGACGAGGGUGCGGACGGAUGGCCGGGAUUUUCGCUUUCAAAACGCGCACUGAACCGGAAAUUCGUUUGAGGAAGUUCUGGGCCGUGUCUGGGUAUUUUUUGCUCAGCUCUUGGCGCAGUCACGAAGCUCGCCCAGAACGCUAUUGGGGGUCCGCGGAAAAAUUGACUUUUUUUGGUCAAAAAAUUGUACACUUGUGUAAUCUCCUAAGAGGUUAUGAUUUGUUCAGGACAAAAAUUGCAAAUCCUUUUUUUUAUACAUUCAGGCCAACAACAUAAUUUAAAAAAAUUUUUGAUUGUUUUUAGCAAAGCGCAGAUUGGGAACUGAGGGUUUGCCGCGUAAAUAACGGAGUUCAGAUAUAUGUUUACUCAGUACUGCAUUUUUGGCAAGCGCGCACUUGCAAAAUGGGCAGUAACUUCUGGACAGACGAAAUUUUUUAUAUUCCCAGUUUUUUCCGUAUUGGUCAAACAUUUGUCCCAUCUGAUAACCGUGGCACUUUUUGCUACUACGUGUUAUAUUUCGACCUAGCUGCAGCGUGAACUUCGAGCUUCCCUGACAAUGUUUCACAACCUUUUAUGACGUUUGUUUUUAGUACAAAGCCUCUAAAUUCGGUGCUAAUCCAUCCUCCGCCAUUGCCAGGAUUGUGGCCGCCAAAGUUCGCGGCUUGGAGCUGCGCUCGAGCCGAAAAGGGAUGAAUGGUACGAAUGGGACCGACACAGCCCUUCCACCCGUCCCCAAUCCAAUCGGCCAGUCGCAUUCCGCCAGUUCGUCGCCGACGCGACCCAACAUGCCUGCCAAUCAUCCGCUAAAGUGAGGAAUAAUGUGCUGUUUUUUUAAGGUCUUAAUGCCCAUUUCCUUUCAAUUGCUCCAAAAGAAUUUCAGUUGCAUUUUUGAUUUGGUCGUUUUUACAGUAAUAUUCUUGAAAUUUCAGCCUCAGAAAUCACACACUUCGCUCAUCGCUCCGAAGACGCGAUGGGCGCCAACGAUCGCCGGGCCGGAAAACCGUCAGUUUUUGCUCUCAAAACCAGGACAAAAAAGUUUCGAAUGGUAAGACCCUAUAAGGAACCGGUGAGAAAUUAAUUUUUGACCCGAGAACGUGAGAAGCUCUUACUGUUAAUGUCGUGACAACAUUUAGGUUAAAAACCGAAAUGUUGUCUUGUGGUCGACAAGCAUUUAUUUCGCGGAGAUUGCGUUAUAUUUAGAAACCAAUUGACCUAAAAGAAGGGAUCGAUUGUAAUUAGGAGAAUUCGAAUUUAAUUUAGUUAUACCAGACGAGAAAUUUUGCGAUAAGACUAAUGGAAAUUGACGGUAGGUAAAGAAAUUGCCGUUUCAUUCGCGCGACACAAAGUUUAUGGGCAGUCGGGAAAAUAAUGAGCAUUCUAUCGCAUCGAAAAUCGCAUCGCCGCCCAGAAAAUGAAUUGUUUCGCGAUAAAGCCAAAUUUUUUUCACUUCAUCGAUGCCAUUAGCCUGGCGACAGUAUGCUCAUUAUUUUCCCAACAGACUGAUAAGAUAAUCUAAAUAUAAUACGAACACCAAGUUUUUUCUUGUCAGUAGGACAUGAUCAACCAUGAUUAAUAACGAUUACAGUGGCGGAUCUAAUCCAGUGGCAAAAAACGUAAAAUUAUGCAUCCAGGAAGUCUCAAAAAAUGUAGCAAAAUACCUCCCUCUCCAAGUGAAAAAACUCACAUUUCAAAAUCACGCCCGUUCCUUUUGUGAGGGAAAGGGCGCACAUUUCAAAACGGAGUUUUUUUUUAUUGUAGUGGGAGGUAUUUUGCCACAUUUGUGAAACUUCCCGGAUGCAAAAUUAUACAGGGUGGGGCAUCUUUGUGGCCCGAUUUGAAUUGGCUAUAACUUCUUUAGUUUUUGGCCAAAUUUUAAAAUUCUUUUUUUCCCUGAAUCGUCAGCCAACCCCAUUUUGUUUGAUACCAAAUACGUUAUACAUAGGUAAGUGUCAUCUACAGUUAUUGGAUUUAUUUUUGGAGUUAAUUUUUUUUGGUCGUUUUUCGGUUGUUUUUUCGGUCUUUCCCGGUGUGUCCGAAAAUGGAGUCCGGUGCGGAAGAAAAAGCUUGGUCUGUGGUUUGGUAUAGCAAGUACGGUUCGGCAAUAAAUUUUCAAACGGGGAUACCGCAUGAAAUACGGACGUAAUGCCUAACCUCCAGAUCGCAAGACAAUUCGACGUUCGUGGUAUAAGUUCCUUGAGACUGGCAGCGUUAACAGGAAACAAAAAAAGCCGGAAACAUGAGUUCGAACGGAGCCGAAAAUUAAAGAAGUUUUGUCAAAAUUCCGAAAAAACCCGCAUAUCAGUACACGAAGCUUGGCCAGAACCGAGGGAAUGCCUUCAGCAAGGACCAUUCGACGAACUCUGGAGGUUGAUCUUCACUUUUUGUUCUUAUUCUCAUCGUCGAUUUUCGGGAGGGGAAAUUCCACCGUAUUUUUCUUCCGCACCGUACUCCAUUUCCGGACACACCGGGAAAGACCGAAAAAACAACCGAAAAACGACCGAAAAAAUGAACUCCAAGAAUAAAUCCAAUAACUGUAGAUAUACACUUACUAUGUAUAACAUAUUUGGUAUCAAACAAAAUGGGGUUGUCAGAGGAUUCAGGGGAAAAAAGAAUUUUAAGAUUUGGCCAAAAACUAAAGAAGUUAUAGCCAAUUCAAAUCGGGCCACAAAGAUGCCCCACCCUGUACGUUUUUUUGCCAAUGGAUUAGGUCCCUCACUGUAAGCUGUUGUCCCCAAGAAUUCUUUUUUCGGCACCUUGCUUUUUAUUCCCAAACUACCGCGUGGAAUUUUGUGUCUACAGCUUAUAGUGUUGACCUAACCUCUACCGAUGAACACUGCACACGCAUUUACACAACGAAAAAUUGAAACUCUGACCACCUCAAACCUCUAAAGCUUUGCGAUUAGAGCAUCAAAAAAAAAGCUUGUUGACGGACGGUCUCUAAGAUAUUCAUACCUCUGCCGGUUCUAUGAAUAUCCUCUCCCAUUCUGUUAUGCAUUAAGACUUCGGGCAAUGCAUUAGGGGAGAGAAAUCCGAAAAAACUUGAAAAGGUCAUAAUGUCAUAACAGCGAGGUCAUGCGAGGAACGGACGAAAGAAUAUACUAUUAGGCACGUAAAAAGUAAUGAGCUCUUUUAAUGGUCAUAAAUGGCAUCAAGGAACCUCGGGUUUGGCUGUACCUAUGAAUUUUGAACGCAGUUUGAUGACAAAUUAGAUGCGCGGAAAGCCCUAUUAUUAGCUGAAGGUGUACGUGUGACAAGAUGAGCGUCAAAUAUAAUAAAGCGAAUUUCUUUUAAUUUACCCCCUGAUAAACAUGUUUUCCCACUGCGCACUUGUUAUUACUGUAAAGGGCAUAAGACUAAUGCACUUUGUUCGACAAGAACUACGUUAAUGGGAUUAGUGGUGCCGGAAAUGGCGCAAGAGUAAUGAAAAAAGCGAGGAAUGUGACUGGAGAACCGCACUGCAUAAAAAAACAAAAAAAUCUUAAAACAGAAAUUUAAAUAUGCAAAUUCGUAGAGCAUGUAUUGAAGAUGUAGCACAUUUUAUUCUAGUUGCGGAUUGCUUGCAAAUCAUGCAGCAGGGAACGGAGAUGGUGAAGUUAAGAACAAAUGUGCGCCAAUUCUGCCGGAUAUUCACUUUGGAUGCGGACGUCUCGCAUAUAAGAUGGACCCCAACCAACAAAAAACCGCAUAAGGCCCGGAUACCGGUGGACUCGAUAAAGGAAGUUCGAACUGGACGAAAUACGGAGCUUCUCAGAGCCACCGAGAAUAGCAAUACGGACUUACAAGUGGGUUGAUUGAUUGGUGGCAAAUGAAUAUUAAAAUAUUUUUUAAAAUAAUAAUUUUUAAAUUCAUAAAAAUUUAUAAAUAAUUUAAUUUAUAAAAAAUUUUUAAAAAAAUAUUUUAAAUUUAGGAUGAAUGCGCGUUCUCGAUCAUCUACGGCGCGCAGUACGAAUGUUUGGAUCUGAUUGCACUCAGCGCUGACGAUGCAAACAUAUGGGUAACUGGCCUCAUGGCUUUGACAACUGCUCAGAAACGUAGGUCUACCAAAACAAAUCUGGAAAGGAGGUACCUAACUAUACUCCCGGACAUAAUGAUCUGAUCACCCUGAUUUUUCGAAAAUUUGCCAUAACUCGUGGCAAGAUCAAGAUAAUAAAAAAAAAUUUUUUGUGACAGACUCUGUCUGACAUAGCUUGUAUACAUGCCAAGUUUCAAAGUGAUUGGGUUAUUUUCACCCGAGAUAUGGGUGGUCAGAAAGUUAUGUCCGGCAGUAUACCUAGCUCCUUUAUGAAAACAAUUUUUUUUGGCAAUCAUGUGCCCUAAAGCAUUUUUUCUCUCGCGGAAAUAAGACUGCUUGCUUUUAAACAUAUCUCUGCGGUACAAGAUUCACUAUGCGUAUCUGGCCUGUAUAUGAUUUAUAUGCAAUGUAAUAUGUAUAUAUAUGUAAUAUCAACUAAUCUUACUCUUAUUUAGAAGACAAUCAGCCUCACGCAAGCAACAGCAUGUCGACAGUAAGAGAAAGGUAAUAUUAUCCACCAAGAAUAAAUUUAAUGUUCGUUUCGAUUACUUUCAGAUGGCUAGGCACUGUCUUUGACCAGGCGGAUAAGGAUGGACGAGGCUACAUUAGCGAGAAAUCAACAGUUCGCCUAAUAUGUGAGAUCAAUUCACGCCUAUCUUUAAGCAGAGUCAAGCAGAAAGUGAAAGUGAGUUACUCAUUAGGAAAAGAAUUCUACAUUUCAACAGUUUUUAAGACUGAAAUGUCCUGAACAAUUUUCAACUCACAUAAUUUAGGAAUCUUCUGCGAUUGCUUCGGCCGAAAACGACACCGCUGCUCGAGGGCAUAUUGAGAAAGAGCAGUUUAUCGAAAUCUACAAGGACAUUAGCACUCGGCCCGAGAUCUAUUUCCUAAUGGUCCGGUAUGCGAACAAAGACUACCUCAGUUGCGACGAUCUUCAAGUGUUUUUGGAAACAGAGCAAGGAGUAAGUUGCGAUUUUUUUAAAGUUGAAUCUUUUGGCAUCAUUUUACCACGCUUUUGGGGAAAUAAAAUUUUUUUUAGAUGAUAUUUAUCGACCGUAAGUUCUGCGAGAAUCUCAUCCAACAGCACGAACCCUCUCCCGAAGCCCGCGAGAACAACUGCAUGACAGUUGAUGGUUUCACCAACUACCUAUUGUCUCGUGCCGGUCUGGUUUUUGAUCCGCAACACUUCCAAGUGUGCCAUGACAUGUCUCGACCGUUGAAUGAGUACUUUAUCGCGGCUUCUUAUAACACAUACUUGGUUGAGGAUCAAACCCAAGGCCCUUGCUCUAUUGAUGGCUAUAUAACGGCGUUGAAGAGGAAUUGCCGAUUUAUUGAGAGUGAGUUAAAAGUUUCAAACCAGGCUUGAGAUGUGAGAGGCCUGUGAUCGAUCCUAUAAUCCUGUUUUUUCCCUUCAGUGAAUCUCUGGGACCCGUUGGAUCAAGAGAAUCCGGAGCCUUUGAUUUGUCGAACUUCGACCACCCCAACGCAUAUAAGAGCUUCCGCAGCCUUGGAGACGAUUCGAAAGCUAGCGUUUGAAAAGACGAAAUACCCCCUAUUUAUCCGCCUAGAUGUCCACUUGAGCAACGAAUGGCAAAUCGUGUUCGCUGAGAUGCUGAAGAACAUCUUGGAAGAUGUUUUAUAUCAGCCGAAAUAUGACAAGACCGAUUGGACGGACCCGACCAAUGUGCCAACUCCGGCUCACUUCUUGAACAAGGUAAGAGGUUAGAGUACGGUAGUCAGAUAUAAAGAUAUAUCAAUACACCUUUCGCUUCAGAUAAUUCUGAUCUCCAACGGCUACAAAAGCAAGUCCGGUCCACUUCCGCCCGCUGAGAUCCCCAACGAAGACGAAGAAGACCAUUUUGUUGAAGUCAGCAGCAACACAACAAGACAACGGCUUGCAAUUAAACUUCUCGAACUGAUACCUCCUUUUGGCCAGCUGAAAUACAUUCAAGAUACGGUGACUUUCUCCGAUCUCGGAAAUUGUAAGUUUUGAGUCAGUACAAAAGCUACAUUUUGAUAGAAUUGGAUGACUAAAGCUACUAUAAUAAUUUCAGUGACGAGUCAUAAAGAUUUACUAUCAAUUUGCGAGAGCUCAUGCCUGCGACUGAUCCAGAAUAACGCCUCAAUGUUUGGGCAGAUUACUCGAAACUUUUUACUUCGGAUAACCCCCAAUAUCACACGACUCGAUUCGUCCAACAUGAAUCCUCAAGAGUUUUGGAAUUUCGGUGUAAAUUUGUGCGCAUUGAACUAUCAGACGCCUGGAUUGAUGAUGGAUUUACAAGAAGGGAAGUUUGCGGCAAAUGGAGGGUGCGGAUAUGUGUUGAAGCCUCCAAUAAUGCAGGAUGAAGUCUUCUCGCCUGUCGAUAAAAUGCCAUUUGCUCCGCAGGUAUAUAGGUGUCCUUCUUACAGGGGCUUUUGCCGUCUGAACUCUUUAUCUAUUUCCGUUGUUUUUAUUUAAGUCUGUAAUCAUAUUCUAGGUGCUACAUCUUCGAAUCAUCUCGGGUCAGCAACUCCCCCGGCCUCGGGGCUCCACAGCCAAAGGCGACUCAACGGAUGCCUUUGUGGUCGUGGAGAUAUUUGGAAUCCCGGCGGACUGUGCUGAAGAACGCACAAAGACGAUUCGCAACGACAGUUUCAACCCCAAUUUCGAUGAGAGCUUCCAAUUUGAAGUGUGCAUUCCGGAGAUUGCACUGGUCCGAUUCUUGGUCCUUGAUGAUGAUUACAUUGGAGAUGACUUCAUUGGGCAGUAUACAAUUCCAUUUGAGUGUCUGCAAAGCGGUAAGAGUAAUUGGCUUCGGAAAUUUGCGGUAGUCCAUGUUGACGGGUUUGAGUUUACAACUCACUGAUCGCUUUGCAGGUUACCGGCACAUUCCCCUUCUGAACAAUGAAGGCGAGCCCUUGGAGAAUAGCACUUUAUUUGUCCACAUAGCGAUUACAAAUCGCAGAGGCGGCGGAAAGCCGAAGAAACGCGGAAUGUCCGUGAAACGGAAGACCCAGCGAGUUCAGACUGGCAUGAAAUUGGUUGGCAUUAAGACGGCUGACGAUCUCUUCAAGUCGGUGUCGGAUCCGCUGAUCGAAUCCAUCGAGAUGAGGAACAAAUUGGAGUCCGCACUCACCGAGUUCCAAGAGCAAUGCGGAAUUGGACCAACUGGAUCCAUGCGACAAGGAUUGAGGCUGCUACAUGCGAGAAUUGUGGGGGCUGCGUCGGAUUGUAAGUUCUUAUAAAAUGAGGGCUUCUUGUGCACGAUGCCGCGACAGAUAUCCAUGAACUUUAUGAAAACAUUAAUAAUAUUUAAAUAUUUAUUAAUAUAAUACAUCCCCUUUACCAAAGAACAAACAAUCUUUCUAAAACAAAGCAAUAAAAAAACGAGCGAACUUUUUGGACGACCUAAUAAUUCCAUUUCAGCCCCAACAAACCCGCUAAAGUCGUCCGAAAGCAGCAUCCUCUACGUCACGCUCAACUCAAACGGCAACCCGGUUGUCAAAGUGGACGUUGAGAUCCCGGAGGCAAUGCAGCGCACCUUCAAUUCGUUGGAAACUCUUCUCGAACGCUGCGAAAGAGUUCAAAUGGAGAUGGGCGAAAAGGUCCGCAAACUCAGCGAGGUUACCCUCAAAAUUUCGGAUUGCUACAUGGAGCUGAGUCAGCUGUGUGAAGAAGCGGGCCUUCGCGGGCAGAAAGCUCAACGGGCCAGCGAAAAUUUCGCCUGGAAUGUGAGACUGCUGAAAGCGCAGUACACGCUGGCUGUCAAGAUGCAAACCGAGACGGAAAGUAUGAUUCAACAGGUAUGCUGAGUUGUGUUUCGAUUUAACCGUCAAAAUUAAGUGUAAUGAAAACUAUUUAUUAAUGUUUUUCAGGUAAUCGAGACCGCCAAAAGCCUCGGCGUUUUCCGUGCCAAAGAGGACGCUGCAAACAACAAUUGA
This is a messenger RNA of Bursaphelenchus xylophilus (pine wood nematode), 13397 nucleotides long. Lineage: Eukaryota; Metazoa; Nematoda; Chromadorea; Rhabditida; Aphelenchoididae. The record is from the annotation of a GenBank genome assembly.